Molecule: messenger RNA, 4828 nt
Organism: Lynx canadensis (Canada lynx)
Lineage: Eukaryota; Metazoa; Chordata; Mammalia; Carnivora; Felidae
Gene: ARHGAP39
Product: Rho GTPase activating protein 39
Exons: 12
Coding region: 171-3479 (1102 amino acids)
Biological process (GO): signal transduction
Cellular component (GO): cytoplasm; cytoskeleton
Molecular function (GO): protein binding; GTPase activator activity
Source: RefSeq, a predicted model, not a curated record
GGCGGGAGAGCCGCGGAGAGCUCGGGUGCGGCGCUCAGGCCGGGAUGAAGGGCUGUGGCGGCGCGGCCCGCGAGCAGCCGGCGGGGCGGUGCCUUCCUGACUGACAGUGGAGGGAGAGUCCCGAUGAUCCUCUGACUUCUGUCCGCCUGGGGCCUCAGGAAAAGACUGCAAUGUCCCAGACGAGGGAUUAUGAAUGUGACAGCCAUGAUGCUGGCGUGCAGGAGCCCCGGAUUUCAGGGUCGAGCACGAGGCUGGAGUGGGUGGAGAUCAUCGAGCCGCGCACCCGAGAGCGCAUGUAUGCCAACCUGGUCACGGGCGAGUGCGUGUGGGACCCUCCUGCCGGCGUCCGCAUCAAGCGCACCAGCGAGAACCAGUGGUGGGAACUGUUUGACCCCAACACUUCCCGCUUCUACUACUACAACGCCAGCACUCAGCGCACCGUGUGGCACCGGCCGCAGGACUGUGACAUCAUCCCCCUGGCCAAGCUGCAGACCCUGAAGCAGAACACUGAGUCACCCCGUGCCUCGGCGGAGAACAGCCCCGGGCGGGGCAGCAGCGUCAGCCACGAGGGCAGCACCAGCUCCUCCCUGGAGCCCGAGCUGGACGCCGGCGAGAAGGUGCAGGAGCCUUUGGGGAGGGCCAGCCGGCAGGCCGCUUUCGGGGCUCUGAAGGAAGAGAGCAGCAGCUCUUCACCACCAGGAGUGUUCCUUGAGAAGGACUAUGAAAUUUACCGGGAUUAUAAUGUGGAUGGACAACUUCUUCACUACAGGACCUCCUCACUUCGGUGGAACUCAGGCACCAAGGAGCGUAUGCUCAUCAAAGUUGCGGACCGGGAGCCCAGCUUCCUCUCCUCCCAGGGCAAUGGCUAUGCCCUAGACAGCCAGUCUGGCGGCCGCUCCCGCAGACCCUCUGGUGGGCAGCACUCACCCAGCCUGCAGACGUUUGCCUCAGAAUCUGAUGGCCCCGUCUUCUUCCCUGAGCGGAGGCCAUCACCCUUCCUGAAGAGGGCCGAGCUGGGGAGCUGCUCCCCGCUGCUGGCCCAGCCACGCAAGCCUACCAGCGACUCGCAGCCCUCCUCCCCACGCUACGCCUAUGAGCCCCCCCUCUACGAGGAGCCUCCCGUGGAGUACCAGGCUCCUAUCUAUGAUGAGCCGCCCAUGGACGUCCAGUACGAGGCUGGCGGGGGCUAUCAAGCUGGCUCACCCCAGCGGUCUCCAGGCCGCAAACCAGCACCCUUCCCACAGUCACCCAAGCAGGGCUCCGCCUCGCCCUACCAGCAGCUGGUGCUGACCAGGCAGAAGUGCCCCGAGCGUUUCCUGAGCCUGGAGUAUAGCCCUGCAGGCAAGGAAUACGUGCGGCAGCUGGUGUACGUGGAGCAGGCCAGCUCAAGCCCCAAGCUGCGUGCAGGCCCAAGGAACAAGUAUGCACCCAAUCCCGGGGGUGGCUCACUGCCCCUGCAGCCCAGCCCCUGCCUGCUGCGGGAUCAGCGCCUGGGGGUCUCCUCUGGGGACUACAGCAGCAUGGAGGGGCCUGAGCUGCGGCAUCAAGACGAUGCUAUGUCCUGGUCCAGCCAGCAGGACACCAUGUCCUCAACAGGCUACUCCCCGGGCACCCGCAAGAGGAAGAGCAGGAACCCCUCUCUGUGCCAUGUCCCCAGCGCCUCGUCCACCGAAGUCCCCGGGGACCGUGACCUCCUCGCUGAGCAGCCCCCGGCUGAGGAGCGGCCCCUGUGUGGGCCCGGCCUGGCCCCAGUGAAACGUGCAGAGGGCAAGACUGGCGAGGCUGAGCCCUUUCUGGCGCAGGCCCGGCUGGCCUGGGAGGCACAGCAGGCCCGCUUUCACACGAAGCAGAGAGGCAGCUGGGACUCCCAGCAGGACGGCUCAGGCUAUGAGAGCGAUGGGGCAGUGCCUCUGCCCAUGCCUGGGCCUGUGGUGCGCGCCUUCAGUGAGGAUGAGGCUCUGGCCCAGCAGGAGAGCAAGCACUGGCAGAGGGGCGCCUUAGAGAGGCUCGCUUUCCCCCAGAUCCUACUGGAGAAGAGCAUCUCUGUGCAGACCAACCUGGCGUCGCCAGAGCCCUACCUUCACCCCUCACAGUCCGAGGACCUCGGUUCCUGUGCCCAGUUUGAGAGUAGCCGCCAGGCCCGCAGCGUGAUGCCCAGUGCUAGCUGUGUGUUCCCCACCUUCACUCUGCGCAAGCCAUCCUCGGAAACUGACAUCGAGAACUGGGCCUCCAAGCACUUCAACACACAUACCCAGGGCCUCUUCCGACGGAAGGUGUCCAUCGCCAACAUGCUGGCCUGGAGCAGCGAGUCCAUCAAGAAGCCCAUGAUUGUGACCAGUGACCGCCACGUGAAGAAGGAGGCCUGUGAGAUCUUCAAACUGAUCCAGAUGUACAUGGGCGACCGGCGCGCCAAGGCAGACCCGCUACAUGUGGCCCUGGAGAUAGCCACCAAGGGCUGGAGCGUGCAGGGCCUGCGGGAUGAGCUCUAUAUCCAGCUGUGCCGGCAGACCACGGAGAACUUCCGCCUCGAGAGCCUGGCUCGCGGCUGGGAGCUCAUGGCCAUCUGCUUGGCCUUUUUCCCACCCACACCCAAGUUCCACUCCUACCUGGAGGGCUACAUCUACCGGCACAUGGACCCCGUCAAUGACACCAAAGUGACGCAGCAUAUGAAAGCGCUCCUGGAAAGGAACACUAAGAAGAAGUCCAAGUUGAGAAAGAAACCCAAGCCUUAUGUUGAGGAGCCGGAUGGGGUGGCGAUCAGCACAUAUGCCAAGUACUGCUACCACAAGCUGCAAAAGGCGGCCCUGACGGGGGCCAAAAAGGGGCUGAAGAAGCCCAACGUGGAGGAGAUCCGGCACGCCAAGAACGCUGUGUUCAGCCCAUCCAUGUUUGGCAGCGCACUGCAGGAGGUCAUGAGCCUGCAGAAGGAGCGCUACCCUGACCGGCAGCUGCCCUGGGUACAGACACGUCUGUCCGAGGAGGUGCUAGCGCUCAACGGUGACCAGACAGAAGGCAUCUUCAGAGUUCCUGGGGACAUUGAUGAAGUGAACGCCCUGAAGCUACAGGUAGACCAGUGGAAGGUGCCUACAGGCCUGGAGGACCCCCAUGUCCCUGCGUCGCUGCUGAAGCUGUGGUAUCGGGAGCUGGAAGAGCCCCUGAUCCCGCACGAGUUCUACGAGCAGUGCAUCGCACAUUACGAGAGCCCUGAGGCCGCCGUGGCCGUGGUGCACGCGCUGCCCCGCAUCAACCGCCUGGUGCUGUGCUACCUCAUCCGCUUCCUUCAGGUGUUCGUGCAGCCAGCCAACGUGGCCAUCACCAAGAUGGAUGUCAGCAACCUGGCCAUGGUCAUGGCACCCAACUGCCUGCGCUGCCGGUCAGACGACCCGCGCGUCAUCUUCGAGAACACUCGCAAGGAGAUGUCAUUCCUACGCGUGCUCAUCCAGCACCUGGACACCAGCUUCAUGGAGGGCGUGCUAUAGCACGUGGGUCCCAAGGACCAAGGAUGGGGACAGAGCCGACGACGCUCGGGUGUGCGCCCGGGCAGGCGAGCACGCCGGGAGGGGGGAGGGAACGCCCCAGCCGCGGAGGCAGCAUGCCAGGCCCCGCCCAUGCCCGCCCCAGCCCUGGAAGCCCCCAGCUCUCCCACCCAGGCCCCGGGCCUGAGGUCGCAGCCAGGGCAGAGGGGUUGUGGGAAGGGCGUCUCUGUCCGCACACCCCCCCCUCCCACCCCGCUGCCUCGUGGCCAGUUCUGUGGGCACCGCCCCGCCCACCACCGGCCGGUCAGCCCCGAGAAAGUGCCUUCUGUUUCCUGGAGCCAAGUGACACUGCCCCUCCCGGCCGGCCCGAGAGCACAUGCCACCCUCCCCUGGAGCUGGGGCUCCUGCGCUCAGCCUGGCCCUGGCCUGGACCCUGCCCGGCUGCCCCUCUUUCCUCUGCCCCUCCCCGGUUCCCCUCUGUUUCCUUCCUGGCCUGCAGCCUCCUCCUGCCCCCUGCCACCUGUGGCCUCCAAUGUGGAGACCGCGGGAAUUUGGGGGCCCCAGGGCACUGGGCUGUCCCAUCACCAGAGCAGGGCCUGGCAGACUCUCUCUGGGUAGGGAGGGGCCCCCAAACCAAAGUCCUCUGGGGUCGGGGGCAGGGUUGAGCAGGCAUUCUUGGGGCAGGGUGGGGGUGGGGGGCAAGAGUAUUUUUUUCUUCGUGUAACUAUAAAUUCAGAAUCUAUCCAGCACACCAACCCGCCUGUGUAUAGAGAUAUAGAGGGAAAGAUAUAAGAACUAAAUUUGCUAAUGACAUAGUUUUAACCCAAAUGCUAUUUAUCUCUGAGCCGUCCUAGCCUGUCCUCUGCAGAGCAAGUUGAUCUCACUCCUUCAUUUUCUUCGCCACUUUCUUGGCUCCUGACCAAAAACCAAACCCUGCCCCAUCCCCAUCUGGGACCUGCAGUAGAAGAGAGGGAAGGAACCCCAAGCUGGGGAACCAGGGAGCGCCCAGGAGUGCCCUUCCUCAAGGCCAGAGCUGCGGUUAGGAAGUACCUAGACUCUCAGUUUGUACAUUUUCCAUUUUGGAAUUUUGAGUUCCAAUUGUAAAACUUAAUUUCUCCCCAGUUUAUAUAUAUAUACAUAUAUAUAUAUAUAUAUUUUUUAGAGUUGAGUUUUUAUUUAUUAAAAACAAAAAAGCCCAGCCCUGCCGUGGCCCGGGUGUUCCCUGAGGUAGCGUCCUCAGUCGGGUGGUCUCCGGGCCUGGGGUGGGUGGCCCGGCCACAGACUCUGGCUCUGACGCAUGGACUCAAGAGGUGACAACACUUUGUGUGAAUAAAAUACAUACGGACACUUGA